Molecule: messenger RNA, 591 nt
Organism: Saccoglossus kowalevskii
Lineage: Eukaryota; Metazoa; Hemichordata; Enteropneusta; Harrimaniidae
Biological process (GO): urea catabolic process
Molecular function (GO): nickel cation binding; GTPase activity
Source: RefSeq, a predicted model, not a curated record
CUGAGCCAUUUGACUAACGUAACGAAUAUGGCGGGUAGUUUCGACAAGAAAGUUGACGUGGUUGAAGAAGGUGCCCAUCAUGUGAAUUUUAUAAAAGCUGGCAAUGUCAGUACAUCAGGUGCCCUUGGACAUCAUCAUCAUGAUCAUAGUCAUGAACACGGCCACACCCAUGAGAAAAUGGAUAAUCCAGGCUUAUAUACAGACAGAAUGAAACCAGAGCUCAGAUCAAACUGGAAACAGAGGGCGUUCACAGUCGGCAUUGGUGGACCAGUUGGUUCUGGAAAAACUGCCUUAGUACUGGCUCUAUGUCAGCUCCUUAGAGAAUCCCACGGUCUCUGUGUCGUAACAAAUGAUAUUUUUACUAAGGAAGACUGGGAGUUUUUAGUGAAGAAUAAAGCAUUACCUGAGGAUAGAAUGAGGGCUGUUGAAACUGGUGGAUGUCCCCAUGCAGCAAUAAGAGAGGUGAUGGAGCGAGACGCUGAGUUGAUGAGACAGAACGGUCCCACUGUAUUCAUUCAGGCUAAACACAUGAAGGGAGUCGACAUCGUCAUAUCACAUAUAUUAAAAUCAUUACAAGAAUCCAGGAAGUGA